AUGGAGUCAGGUUUAAUGGGGGGGGGAGCUAGAGUCAGGUGUAAUUGGGAACAUUUUCGAAGGCAGGUAUGUGAUGAACAGAGAACAUCCUAUGAUGAACAGAGAACAUCCUGCGAUGAACAGAGAUCAUCCUAUGAUGAACAGAGAACAUCCUAUGAUGAACAGAGAACAUCCUAUGAUGAACAGAGAACAUCCUAUGAUGAACAGAGAACAUCCUAUGAUGAACUGAGAACAUCCUAUGAUGAACAGAGAACAUCCUAUGAUGAACUGAGAACAUCCUAUGAUGAACAGAGAACAUCCUAUGAUGAACUGAGAACAUCCUAUGAUGAACAGAGAACAUUCUAUGAUGAACGUACCAAUAGAGAGCGUUGUCUUUUCACUGUUAUUAACUAUUAA
Procambarus clarkii (red swamp crayfish) is the source of this 396-nucleotide messenger RNA. NCBI's taxonomy places the organism in Eukaryota, Metazoa, Arthropoda, Malacostraca, Decapoda, Cambaridae. The record is from RefSeq and is a predicted model, not a curated record.